AUGUUUGAAUCAAUAUUGGAGAGAAUUUUGAACAAUUAUUUUGGGAGAUUUAUCACUGGAUUAGAUCAAAAUAAUUUACAUUUAGGAGUAUGGAAAGGAGAUAUAAAAAUUGAAAAUGUUAGUAUAAGAAGCGAUUUGAUGGAUAAUCUUGAAUAUCCGUUAAAAAUAAAAUAUUCCAACAUAGGAAGUUUAAUAAUUAAAGUUCCUUGGACAAAGCUUUCAUCAAUGCCAGUUCAGAUAAUUCUUCAAGAUAUUUUUAUUUUAGUUGAACCAAUUGAUGAAAAAAAUUGGAAUUUUUAGGAUGAUAAAGCAAUAAAUAGAAAGCUAACUAUAAUAUAGAAUUACUUAUAAAUGUGCAUUGAAAAGUUUUUAAUGAAACAAGAAUAGAAUUCUUUAAUAUAAACAAAAAAUACUGAGGGUGGCAGCAGUUCUGAUUAAGAAAAUAACUAAUCUUAUUUAGGAAAACUAACAAAAAGGAUUAUAGACAACUUAGAGUUAACAAUACAGAGGAUUCACUUUAGAUGGGAGGAUAAAAUAUAGUAGUAUUCAUGGGGAAUAUCGCUUGAAGAAAUUAGUGUUUUUACUUGUGAUGGAGAAUGGAAAAAGAAAUUUUUGGAUGGAACUCAAACAUAAGAUUAACUUAUCAGAAAGCUUGGAGAAAUUAAAAAUCUGUCCUUAUAUUGGAAUGAUUCAGAGACUGAAUUCCUGACUAGAGAUUAACAAAAUAUCAAUUAAAAAAUGGUGUAAUAUGUGUAGUAAAAUAACGAAAAAAAGCAUGAAAUAUUAAAUUUGUCCAUUAAUGUGAAGGUUUCUUAAAAAAUUAAUAGCAGUGAAAUAAUUUGUUAAGUAGAGCAAUAGAAACUAGAAUUUAUUCUUAAGGUCUAGUAACUUUUACAAAUAACUAAACUAUUAGAAAAAAUGCAAGUCUAUAAGAAAUUAUUAUGGAUGGCUUAAAAUGAUUAGAAAAAACCUGAAGAAGAUAAUCUAACAGAAUAGGAAUUAAAUGACUAUAAAUAAUCCUUUUUAGAAGUUAUGGAUUAAAUAAAAUAGUCAUAGAAUCUUCAAAAUAGUAACUUUGAUAUAAAGAAGACUUAAAUGCCAAUAAUUUUAAGAAAGGUGAAGUAUGAGGUACUUUUUGAAUGGUCAAGAGAAUGUGCUAAAUAAAGAAUUAAAGAAAAGACAAUAGACUAAGAACAGGAAAAGAAAAAUAAACAAAAAUGGUUCUUCUAAAAUAAAAAUGAAGCUCUUUCUAAAUAAGAAUAGGAAGAGAUUGAAAGAAAAAUUGAAAUCGAGUUCGCUAAAGAAAAUGAUUUCUUAGAUUCUCCUGAAAAAGGUAAGAAUCAGGGAAACAAUAAAGAUGGAUCCAGUAAAAAUAAAUAAAAUUUUACAAAGAAGUAGCUAAUUAGCCUUACUAAAAAGAAAAAGAAGAUAAAUCUGAUUAUUGAUUUUAACCUUCACAUUUUAAGCAUAGUGCUGUAAGAAAGCUAGAGCUAGAAUCUACAACUUGAUGUGAACAAAAUACAUUUUUAUAUGGUUAAAAAUGGUGAUGAAAAACAAAACAUAGAAUUUACUGUUCGUAAUAUUAUCCUAUUUUAAGGUAUAAAAAAUUAGGAUGAAAAUGAAAAACGCUUGAUUGGCAAUAACAUAGAUAUAUAAAAAGAAAUGUUAAAUAAAAAUAUUGGACUCGACUCUCCCUUUAUAACUUCGCCUCAAACUCUUUAAUUUCACUCUCAGUCUAGGAAGGUUUACAAAAAAGUUAAUAAAUAUAUUUAUUGCCCAAAAAAUGAAGAAAAUUCAUAAGAUUUUGAAAAUGAGGAACAGGGGUAUUUAGAUGAUUUUAAAGGUCGCAACAGGAAAGCCAAUUAGGUAGAUGAAGAAUAAAAAUAUUAGGAAGAUGAAGAUUUAAGUGAAUUUAAUUCAUAAUUUUCUGAAAAUGAAGGUAAGAACAAAAGAGAUAGAUCAAAAUAAUCUGCUAAUCAAUAAAAUCCAUUUUUAAGCAUAACUUUAGAGAAAACUAUUCUGACAGCAUCUACAGAGUAAAAAGAAGAAGAAUAAUAGACAAUAAAUUAAAAAAUCACAUCAUUUAAUACAGGGAUAAGUGGUGAGCAAGCUGCUUCAUAACAACAAUAAUCUGUUAGUAAUAAUGAAGAAGAUGAUUAUAUUAAAUUUAAAUCUUAUCUAAAAUGUCGUGUGUAGCCUUUAGUUGUAUUUUAUGAUAAGGAUUUUAUUGAUAGAACAAAGAAAUUCUUUGAAAUAAAAAAUCAAGAUGAAUUUUUAAAGUCAGCAACCUGGUAAAAAAUUGAGUAAAUACAAGAUGAAACAGCUAAUAGAUUUUCGAGAGCAAUUAAACAAUAAAGUAAAAAUGAAUGGAUAUUAGAUAUCGAAAUUUUCAGAUAAAAAGUUAGAAUACCUGUAGAUACCUCAGAAGCUUUGUGGGAAUUAAAAAUUCCAAAGAUUUCUAUCAAAAAUAUAAAUACAAAUUCUAAUUCGAAAAUUUAACAUAAUGCCUAUAUAGAAAACAUUAGCUUAUGCUUAAAAGAAACAAAUAUUAGUACCUACUUACUGAGAGAUUAUACAAUGCAGGCUGAAAUCAUUUAAAAUAAAUAGCAAAUAAUAUAGUAAUAAAAUCGUUAUUAAAAUACAAGAAAUAAACAGCCAGAUGAAAUUCCAUUAUUUAAAACAACUUUACUCCUUCCUUCUCUUUCUCUUGAAUUGACAGAAGCAUUUUGCAAAAAAAUCCUUCUGAUCCCUUAAGCAUUUAGAUUGAAAAAAAAUAAAAAGUAAGAGAAAAGAGAAAAACUAAAAGAAAAACUGUUAUCAAACUGCACUCAUAAAGGUUAUCUGUAAUGCAAAGAAAACUAUGAAUGGAAUAAAUAUUUCGUUGUAUUUGCAGGAGCUUAUUUAUAUUUUUUCAGUGAUGAUUCUAUUUCUUCUUCUGACAUACUAAAACAAAUUUAUAUCAAAAACUCCUUGAUUCAUAAUUCUCUAUCAAAUGCCGGUAAUUCUCCUCAUAAAAAAAACUCAAUAAACCAAGGCUUUUUACUACACCCUUAUACUUUUAGCAUAAAAAAUAGAUAUGAUUAAUGCGAACUAGCUUGUGGAUAGAAAAAAGAAUUAGUAGAUUGGACUACGAAGCUAAUUUAGAAAGUAGAAGAAUAUGCUACAAUAGAAGAGUUGAUCAAACUCAAAGAAAAAGAGGAAGAAGAGAUUGAGGAUUCAAAUAACAGGAAAGAAGAGGAGGAUACUUCUAUAGGAAAUAAUUAAGACAAAAGCAAAGAGAACUUUCAUGAUGCAUAAUAAAAAUCUUCUGAAGAUAAAUAAAGAUCCGAAAGUAGAAGCAAUAAUCAAAUGCAUUUGAAUUCUUUAAUUUCUAUUUCUAUGGAUAAAUUUAACUUAAAAGUUAUUAAGUUUAAGCUUAGAGGUUCUCCUUCUGACUAAGGAAGAAUUAGCAUUACCUAAGCUUCAUAGAAAGGUUUGAAUAGCCCUGAUUAUAAUAAGUGUGAAGAAGGAGAAGAAUAGAGUGAGUAAGAUUAUUACAUAGACUUACAGUUGUAUAAAUUAAAAAUAGAUAAUAAGAGUUAUCAAACAGAAACUUAGAUGUCAAUUUAAUUUAAACAAAUAAUUUUACUUGAUGGAGUUUUUAAAUUUACAAAUGAAAGAUUUUAGCCUUUAAUUUAAACAGAAAAAAAUACUUUUUCAGAGAUUUUAAUCAUAACCAGAAAAAAUAACAAGAAAAUUAAUGUACCAAAUAAGGAAAUUAUUGUUACUAUGCAGAAAGCUUUAGUUAAUUGGAAGCCAGAUACCAUAUUGAAAAUAAGAGAAUGGGUAAAAAUUAUGAAAGGACUUCCAAUUGUCACAAUAUUCAAGUAGGAGGAAGAGAUGACUAUUGAGUAAAUUCUAUAAGAGGCUAUACAUAGAAAUCAAGAGAGAGAACAAGCAUAUACUUAGAGCUUUUAGACAGUAAAAGAUAAGUAGCAGCUAUUUAUUAAUUAUAGCUAAGCUUAAGAGGCAGGAAGAUGUUCAUAACUAUUAUUUGAUUUAGGGUUAUAGAUUGAGUAAUUAGAAGUUAAUUUAAUUCACAGAACUUCUCAUAUGGGUAUUUAUAACGCCAAAGUUUAAAAUGCUGAUGUAGUCUUUAAAAAAACAGCAGAAGCUAAGUAUUUAGAUGGAACUAUUAAAGAAUUUACUGUUUAUGAUAUCACUAACUACCCAAAAACAAUUGACUCCAAUCUAUACUUUGAUCAGAUCAAACCGACUCCUUUAUUAGGAAGAAAGAUUGGAGCAGAGAACUCAAAGAAAAAUAAUGGAAGAUUCAGAUUUGCUUCAUAUUAGGAUUAAAAUAUUUAUAACAAAGAUAGAGUGAAUUCAUUUUUGCAACUUGAUUUCAACGAGAUAUUUGCUGUGUACCAACAAUAACCUAUAAUGAGAAUGAUAAAUUACAUAGUAAACUACUUUUGUUGGAUCUUUAUUUAGCCUGAGUUUUUAACCAUGAAUGAUGAUUAUUUUGCAUAAAAAUUAGUCUAACCAGAUCUUUAGCCGAAAAAUGUUUGGGGUAGCAAAAUAGAAAUGCUUUAAAAAAUCCUAUUUGCAACAUUUAUGGAUAUAAGAGUGUAUCUUUACGAUUCUUUUGUUCAAAUAAAACCUUUUCCAUAAUUUACUGAAUUCUUUUAACUUGACACUAAGUUAGUUGAAGUUUAUAAUUCUCCUUUUUAGUCAAAUAGAAGAUACAAAAAAUUAAUAGUUCCUAAGGGUGCUGAUAGGCUAUUCAAUUUACUAGAAGAAGAUUGGAAUAUACAUGUUCACCCAAUGACAAUAUAACAUGUCAAAGACAACUGCAUAUUUAAAAACAUAUCUACUCUGACAAGGUAUAAUAUGAAAUGGAAUAGGAUGUGCUUUUAUCCAAAUUUAAACUAUUUGUAUCCUGAAUUAGAUAACAGUGUUAUUGACAGUGGAUUCUGGAUUAGAAGUGAAUUGCAUCCAUUCACUCUGAAACUUUUCAGAAACGAGUAUAUUCAUCUAAUUAGAAUGAUUAUCCAUAAUUUUACAUAAAAUGACUUCAAAGAUAUAUGGUUUAAUCACUCUUAAAAGGUUCAACAAUUGUUUCCACCUGCUGAAAUGAACUUUUACAUUGAUUUCCCUAAUGUCUCUGUUUUUGCAAUGAGCAGAGUAGAUGAUAUACCACAUAUUAAAUUAGUAAUCAAUAGAUUACGUCUUAAGUGGUUAAAAGACCAAAAAAAUGAUAUAAUUAUUGCUUUAUACGGUGAAAAGAUUAAUAUUUCUUAUUAUGAUAAAGUUGAUAAUUAAAACUUGCUAGAAAAAAAAUUAAUGGGCGAAGAUAUUUUAAAGGUAUAAAAAGUGAAACUACAAGGAAAAUCUAGUGACAUUUUCCAAAUCGAUCACACAUUUGUUAUUGAUCGCUAAUAUACACCACUAUAACUAUCAUAAAUGAAUACAUAUGGAUUUGAAGAUAAAGAAUUCAAUGAGAAAAGAGCUUAAUUUACUUUCUAUGAAAAUAUGUUCUCUGGAAGUGGAGACAAAGAUAUGCUUUUGAAGUUUUAAGAUGUGAAAGUUUAUGUGAAGUCUAGUGUAAUUAUGAAUGUGGCUUUUUGGUCAAUGAUGCAAUAAGAUUGCUGGCCUAAAAAAGAUGUCUGGGAUGAUUUAAAUAGAAUCAUUUUCAUGACUAACUUAAUAAACUGCCAAUUAAUCCUACCAAGUGAUUAAAGCGAUUUGGUUCUUUUCUCUAGAGGUGAAGUUUCAUAUGUAUUUAUGAGAUAAAAAAUGAAGUAAUAAGAAGACUUUAGGGAAAGGUUUAUGAAAGGAUAGGUUGACAAUGAAUACUUAAAUGAUAUGGGUGAUGUUUAUACGUUCUCAGUAACUUUAAAAGAUUUUGAACUUUAUAGAUGCAAUAUAUAAGAUUUGAACAAACAAAAGUUUGAUCAAAUACCUCGUCGAAGCAUCUUGAUGCCUGCAAAUAUAUUGUGGCAUAUGAACAAAUAUAUUUAAAUAGCUGAUAAACCUUACUAUCCUGUUUUCUUUAAUGUUAGACAUGAUAUAAACUUUGAUAAAACUAUCAUCAAAUUUUCAUACAAAGAUAUUUAUUUGAUAAAAAGAGUCAUAGAUUUCUGGAAGAAGGAUUUAGUAAAUCAAAAAAAAGAUCCUGAUUGGGUCAAAAUGAAGUAGGAAGAAGAGGAGGCAUUUAAAUAGGAUCCAAAGAAUUCAUAAGAAACUCCAAGCUAGUAAACUAUUUUUGAUGUUGUUCUGCAUGGUGCAAAAGUUUUUAUAAUUAAUGAUGGUGAAGGCAGCUCAGUUCCUGUUUUAGAAUUAACUUUAAAUGAAACUUAAAUGGUUUAUAAUAUUUCUAAAGUUAAAAGUAUUAUGUCUGCAAUAUUAAAGUUCUCUUUAGGUUUUUAUAAUCCUAGUACAAGUAAAUGGGAGCCUAUCAUUGAGAGAGCUGCUCUUGAUUUUGAUAUUUCUUUUAAUAAAUACUCAAAUCCUAGAAAAUAAAUUAUUAUAGAACUCAAUCCUGAAUAUGAAGAAAUCAACAUCAAUAUUUCUAAGGAACUGAUUAAAAUAAUUAAGCACACUAUUAUCAGCUGGAAAAGAGAAAUUUAAUUGCUAGAAAUUGAUGAAAAAGUAUACUAGUAAAGUAUCAAAAAUUAAAAUUUAAUAUACAUGGAAUAAAUAUUUGAAGAAUGUGAGGAAAUGGAGGAGAAUCAUGCUCUUUAGUCUAAUAUUUCUUCUUAAAUUAUUUAGAAUAUGACUAAUAAUAGUGGAAAUAAUUAAACUUAAAGCAACAAUAGCGAAGCAAACUAAAUCUACUAACCUUCAAGUAGCUAAUUGAGAUAAUAAUUGUAAAAAUAAUCUUCUUACAUUAGAAAUAACUCUGGAAACAAUCACCAAAAUUAGUAUUAUCCCCAAUCUCCAGAGAAAACAUCCAUAUUCUAAAGAGAUUAAUUUAACUUUUCAUCUGAUUUUAGAAUGGAAUCUCUUGCAUUAUCAAGAGAAACUUCUACAAAGUUUGUUGAAAGCGCAGAAAAAGAAUCCCUUGAAUAUGUUUCUCCCUACACAAUCAGAAAUGAGUUAGGAUAUGCUAUUUCUAUAAAAUCAGACUAUGAUCCAAACAAGCCUAAUAGAGUUACUUACGGAGCUUAAGUAAUCAAUUAUCACCCUGGAUAUACAAUUCCAACUUGGACAGAAAUGAAUUAUUAAAUUGAUUCAGAUACGUAUUCUAAUUUUUUUAAUAAUUCUGAUCUAAGAGAAAAAAGAACUAUCACUCUAACUCUGAAGCAUCCAUAUUUAGAAUUUGAUGCAAUUAAUGGUAUAGAUUUAGACUCAGUACAAAAAACCAUGCACUAACUCUAAUCUAAGACUGAUAAAACCUUUUAGGCAACACAAUUAAUUAUUGAAGUUAUUCCUUAAGCUACAAGAAAAAUGAUAAUACUUAGGUCUUCAUUAACCUUCAUAAAUAAACUUGAUGAGACUCUUGAGAUAUAGCUAAUGCAUCCUUCUAUAAUCUAGAGUUUCACUAAUGGAAGGGAAAGCUAAAUAGAUUCUUAAGAGCAUGUUGACUCUAAUAUAAAUAGUGAAGCUAAUAUAGAAGAAUAUCCUUCAACCUUUUUCUUGCUGGGUCCAAAUCAAAGACUCUGUAUUCCUUUUGACAAAAUAAAUUACAUCUUAUUGUUCAGAUUUAGUAAUCAGUUAUGUUUAACUUUAAAAUAGAUAGAAGGUUAAGAUUUAACAAAUAAGUCAAAGUGGUCUUAAAAGUUAAAUCUAAGUAAAGUUACUGAAAUACAUUAAGAGAUAGUCAGUUACCCCCUUAGGCAUAGCAAUGAUAAAAUUUCAAUGAUUAAAUUUAUAAAGAAACUAGAGGGAGAAUGCAUAAUAUAAGCAGAACCAAGUAUAAUAGUAAAAAAUUGUCUUCCCUUACCAAUCAAAUACAAGCUGUAUUUUGAAAGUUAAGUAAACGAUUAAAUAGAUGUAAAAACAUUUGAUGGGACACUUCACAUUUAAUAAGAAAUUCAAUCACAUUAUGUCUCUUUAGACCAUAGAGUCUUUAUCAAUAUUCAACUUCCAGGUUAUAAAUGGAGUAAAAAAGCUCUUCUAUACAGUCCAGAAAUUAAUGAAAACCAAGUAGAAAAAAUAGAAAUCUUUGAUUAUUAGGAAUAUUCAACAUACUUAGAAAUUUAAAAAUGUGAAAACACCUUUGGUAGUAAAAAAUAUUUUAUUUACACUCCCUAAUUUGUAAUCAAUGAAACUCCUUAUGAUAUCUUUUACUUCUCAAAACAAAAGAAUAGAAUGCAAAUCAUCUCUGGAUAAAGAGUAACAUAGGUGUAAUAGCAGUUUUAAGAUGUUGAAUAAAAUAAUUUACCUUCUGCUAAAAUAUGUUUACUGUCUAACUUAUAAAAUUUAAUCAUCUCACUUAAUGAAAACGGAGAUCAUCAAUCAUAGCCCAUAGACUUAUAGACUUUUGGAUAAAACACAAUUGAUUUAUGUGUUCCUUAAGUAGAAGAACCAACAUCUUUGUAUUAGUUUGGAAUGAACGUUUCAUUAAUAUGUGCAGAUUCAGUGCAGCAGAUUUAUAUUAAAUCAGUAAUAAUUAGUCCUAAGUAUAUAGUGGUUAAUAAGACAAAUUACAGUAUGAGUGUAUGUCAAAGCACAGAAGAAAAGAGUGUUACUGUAGUUGAGGCAGAAAGUAGAUUACCAUUCUUUUGGACUAACUUUUACAAAAAUAAGCAUUUAAGGAUAAGAGUAUAAGAGCCUGACGAGGGAACUUGGGGUUGGAGUGGUUCAAUAGAUGUUAAUGAUUCAUAAAGUAAUAUGAUAUCUUUCUGUCUAAGAAAUUAAAGAAAUGAUAAACAUACAAAAUUUAUGAAGCUGGAUGUAAGAUAGGAUGAGCAUCUUGUCUAUUUAGUGCUUCACGAGUGUAAUAAUGAAGAAGAAGCUGUUUACAUUAUAGAAAACAAGCUCGAUGAUAUUGAAAUAGAAGUUUCAUAAAGAGAUCAACUUUAAUUCUUCGCUAUUAGUGCUCAUACAAGCUAAUAAUUUGCUUGGGAAUAACCAAUAUAGAAUAAGGAUAUUUAAGUAAAUUUGAAGUUCAAAGGCAAGUAUUUAGAUCAAUAUGAAGUAGAACCUUUAAUACUUAACUUAGAAGAUAAUGAUAGUGAAAGGGAGUAUAAAAUAUGCUCUUUAAAAAACGAAGAUGAAUUCCUCAUAUUCUAUGGUAUGAUUUGUAUUGAAGGAUCAACAAAAAAAGUUAAAUUCUACUUUGAACAUGAAAUCCAUGAAAGAAACAAGCUAGAAGACAAUUUAGAUAUUCAAGUGGGAGCAAAACUUAAAAAUUUUAACAUAAGUUUGAUAAGUUGGAAUAAUUAGAAAAGAUAAGAAAUAGCUUUAUGUCAUUUAAAAAAUAUAGAUUUUGUCAUGCUGCAAACUUAAAGCGAAAGAACAUGCUAGCUGAAAGUUGGGUUUAUUUAAAUUGACAAUAAUAUCUCUUACUCAGCAUCUUUCCCUGUAGCUUUUACUCCUACUGCUUUUGAAAAAAUGUAGAAACUCAACCGCCCUCAUUUUAGUUUAAUAUUAGUACAAAACAUAAUGGUUAAAAAUAUUAAAAUUAUUAAGAGUGUAAAGUGCUAACUUUAGCAAUCUACUUUGAAAUUAACAGAUAAUUUCUUAGAUUGCAUAAUUAAUUUUAUUUAAGAAUGUAAUGCACCUUUGUAAGCUAUCCAGAAAUAGCAAGAUACCAUUCAAAAUAAUGAUAAAAAUGCUAGUAAUAGAGUAAUGAACAUGAAAAAUAUCUUUAAUAAAGGGAAUAGAGUGAGCUCUACCUAAAGUAUGUUUGGUGAUAAUAGUGGGUAUAUAGAUAAUUUAUAAGAAUUGAGCAUUUAGAAUGAUAUGUUAAGGAGUAACUCAAAUAUUUAAUUUGAGUGGUAAUAUUCGAAAUUACCUAACAUCUAAGCUAUAACUUUGAUUAACGAAAUUGAGAUUUACCCAAUUGAUCUUGAUCUCUCUUUUAAGGCAAACACAAAGGAAGACUCUGCAGAUCAGACUUUCUUUGUUUUAAACAUUUUCAAAGCUAUAGGUUUAGCAUUUAAAAAUAUUGAUAAUGCAUCAGUUAAUUUAAAAAGAACAAAGUUACAUAAUGUUUUAGAUACCACAUCUGGAGCAAUCAAGAGAUUAGUCAAAAGUUAUUAUCUAGCAGUUAUUUCUAUUUUCUUAAAUAUGAUUGGGUCUCUUAACCUAUUCGCAAAUCCUCUUGGUUUUGUUAAGAGUAUUUACAUUGGAUUUUCAGAUCUUAUCAGUUAUCCUAUUGAAGGAUUUAUUAAAGGACCUGUUGAAGGUACUAUAUCUAUUUUUAAAGGAGUAGGAAGCUUAGCAAAAAAUAGCAUAUCCGGUUCUUUUAACUCAGUAUAAUCCCUUACAGAGCCAUUAUCGACAGUCUGCUCUACUCUUUCAUUGGAUGAUGUCUAUAUUGAAAAGAGAGCAUAUUUAAAUUCACUUCAUCCAAGACAUGCUAUUGAAGGUAUUGGAAUAGGUCUUUUAGCUAUGGGAAAUGGUAUUUAAAGAGGUGUAGUAGGUUUAGUAGACAUACCCUAUAGCGAAGCUAAAAAAUCAGGAGUAGUAGGUUUGUUAAAAGGAAGCAUGAAAGGAUUAAGUGGGGUCUUAUUUAAGCCUAUAUGUGGUGGUAUUGACUUUGUUUCAAAGACAGCAGAAGGUAUUAAAAAUACAGUAACUUUCUUUGACGAUAAGCCAUCAAACAAAAGAAUACGUAAUAUAAGGCCAUUUUAUGGUAUUGAUCAAUACUACAAAGAAUAUGAUGCAGUAGAUGCAAAUAUAGUUUACAAAUUCAAUAAGGAUCAAAAAAGUAAAUAUAAAGAUGAUAUUUUUAUUGGCACCUUCAUAUUACUUGAUUUUGAGCAAGCAAGGCAAAUUGCUGUAAGCUAAACCGUGGGUGAAAUAAAUAAUAGUGCUUAAUAUGAAUUUGAACAAAAUGGAAAUGAAAAGCUUCUAGUUAUAACUUUACAUUAUAUCAUCCUAACUAGAUAUAAAGAUAAUAAGCUUAUAUGGGAUGUGGAUAUAAAUAAUAUAACUUAAAUAAACUCUUCUGAUUUAAGCAUAAAAAUUAUGCAUAAGCUGUCAUCAAACAAAAUUUAAAUUUACGAAAUUAUUUGUCACAAAAAAGAGUUAACUGAAUUAAUUUUGGAUAAAAUUAACUAUGCUAAAGAAAAUAUAUCCAAGCUUUAAGAGAAUAAAUGA
Tetrahymena thermophila SB210 is the source of this 11253-nucleotide messenger RNA. Its product is annotated as amine-terminal region of chorein, A TM vesicle-mediated sorter. The record is from RefSeq and is a predicted model, not a curated record. Gene Ontology annotation, cellular component: extrinsic component of membrane. Gene Ontology annotation, biological process: protein targeting to vacuole; protein retention in Golgi apparatus. NCBI's taxonomy places the organism in Eukaryota, Ciliophora, Oligohymenophorea, Hymenostomatida, Tetrahymenidae. The transcript has 28 exons.